AAUUAUCAGUAAUUUAAAAGAACAAUGCAUUAAUUAUAAAGUUUAUCACGCUAGUUUACGCAAUAAUUUUAUUUAAGAUGAUGUUGGAACGAUAGUUGAUAUUUUAUGAUUUGAUUGGACAUUGACCAGUAAAUAUGAAGAUCUUAUAUUUUAUUCUAUUUUCUGCGGUGGCUUUAGAGAUAACUGAAGCUUCUUCUUUUGUGCUUUAUAAACCACUCAAUACUCUAAUUAAACCUAUAGAAUAUGCAAAACUGAAGACACAUCAUACACUAAACCACAUUCAUAAAAACACUUUACAAAAUAUACUCUUGAAAAACUUGUUGGAUGACAAAUUGGACAAUAGUAGUAUGACCGUAGAAGAUGAGGAUAGUAAUAUGACCGUAGAAGAUCAAGAUAGUAAUAAAACCGUAGAAGAUGAUAAAGAUAGUGAUGUAACCAUAGAAGAUGAAGAUAGUAAUGAAACAGUAGAAAAUAAAGAUAAAAAAGUAGAACUUACCGACAGAUUGCUGGAAAAGUUGGCGAAACAUGUCAAAAAGCUAAGUAAUGCUACAGUUCCAAAACAAAAUGCGAAAGACGAAAGCAGUAAAUUAACCUAAGGAUCGUACAGAAAAUAUAUAAUUUAAAGAUUCUUGCAUUGUACUACUGUAAUAAAUUUUAAAUAUAAAA
Messenger RNA from Diabrotica virgifera virgifera (western corn rootworm), 666 nucleotides. RefSeq lists its product as uncharacterized. NCBI's taxonomy places the organism in Eukaryota, Metazoa, Arthropoda, Insecta, Coleoptera, Chrysomelidae. Bases 135 to 596 code for a protein of 153 amino acids. The record is from RefSeq and is a predicted model, not a curated record. The transcript has 2 exons.